Molecule: messenger RNA, 603 nt
Organism: Maudiozyma saulgeensis
Lineage: Eukaryota; Fungi; Ascomycota; Saccharomycetes; Saccharomycetales; Saccharomycetaceae
Source: the annotation of a GenBank genome assembly
AUGUACUCAAAGACUGCUUUAAUUCUAUCCACAAUCGCUACUGCCGCAUUAGUUAAUGCUCAAACUGCUGACCAAUUAGCUGAAUUAAAUGUUAUCGUAGAUGACGUGAAAAAUCAUAUGUCUGACUACUUAGGUUUGGUUAGUUCUGGUGCUGUAUCUAUCUCUGACUUGCCUGCCGGUGUAAUGAAUUUGGCUCUAGCUGUUCAAACCGCUACAGAUGAUUCCUAUACUUCUCUUUACAAAGAUGUUGAUGUCGAGAAACUUGGUCCAUUUUUGACCGCACUACCAUGGUACUCAUCAAGAUUAGCAGCUGAAUUGGAAACAGCAACCGAAGGUGAUGCUGCCGCUACUUCUUCUGCUGCUGCCGCCACUUCUUCCGCCGCUGCUGUCACCUCUUCUUCCGCCGCUGCUGUCACCUCUUCUUCUGCUGCUGCCGUCACUUCUGCCUCUUCAGAAGUUUCCACUAGUAGCCCAGCUACUAUUUCCUCUGUCAACACCGCUUCUUCAACUGCUGCUGUUACAGAGCAAACUGUUAACAAUGCCGCUAAGGCAGCUGGUAGUUUCGGAGUCGUUGCUCUAGGUGCAGCUGCUCUACUAUUGUAA